This is a messenger RNA of Gadus morhua (Atlantic cod), 3505 nucleotides long. RefSeq lists its product as uncharacterized. Lineage: Eukaryota; Metazoa; Chordata; Actinopteri; Gadiformes; Gadidae. The record is from RefSeq and is a predicted model, not a curated record. Bases 112 to 1389 code for a protein of 425 amino acids. The transcript has 2 exons.
UUCGACUGUGCCUCAUGUUUUGCUGGAACAUCCCUGAACAAACAGCUCCUCCAAGGCCCCGACCUGACAAACACCUUGUUAGGUGUGCUCACCCGCUUUCGUCAGGGUCCAAUGGCACUAAUGACUGACAUCAAAGGAAUGUUCCAUCAAGUCAGAGUGGCUGAGGAACACGCGAAUUACUUGCGCUUUCUGUGGUGGCCUAACGGCGACCUAACCAAAGACCUUGCUGAGCACAGAAUGUUAGUCCACAUCUUCGGAGCAGUGUCCUCCCCCAGCUGUGCUACAUACGCCCUGCUAAAAACUGCUGAGGAUAAUGCACAUCUGUAUCCAGAGGAGGCCAUUAGCACCAUCAGAAAGAAUUUCUAUGUCGAUGAUGCCCUCAAGUCAGUUCAUUCAGUCGAACAAGCCACCUCUCUCUACCAGCAACUCACCGAGGUAUGUGCUAAAGGAGGGUUCAAGCUCAAUAAGUGGAUAUGCAGUGACCGCUCUGUUCUCUCUGAGAUCCCCGAAGCAGAUCGAGCCAGUGGAGUGAAAACACUCGACCUAAGCAGAGACCAGCUGCCUAUGGAAAGAGCCCUAGGCGUCCAGUGGGAUGUUGAACAAGACUCCUUCACCUUCAGCAUUCUGAACAAGCACAAGCCACUGACAAGACGGGGAAUACUGUCAAGUGUGAGCUCCAUUUACGACCCACUAGGGUUCUUAAGCCCGGUGAUACUCCCCGCAAAGCAGAUUCUGCAGCAGCUGUGCAAGUUGAAGCUGGCGUGGGAUGAGGCAAUACCACCAGAGAUGGCACAAACAUGGCAAAGGUGGGUGGAUGAUUUGAUUCUGUUACACUCAUUCAGUGUCAGAAGAUGCUUCACACCUAGUGAAUUUGGAAAUGUAGAAAUGGCACAGCUGCAUCACUUUUGUGAUGCCAGCGAAGUUGGAUUCGGUGCCGUAUCAUACUUACGGCUAACUAACAGCGAGAAGGAAGUGUGUGUUGCUUUUGUUAUAGGCAAAGCAAGGGUGGCUCCACUCAAGCACGUCACCAUACCUCGCCUGGAACUGGCUGCAGCAGUCGUUGCUGUGCGCCUGGACAAGAUGCUGUCAAAACAGUUGGAGCUCAACCUCAGUGAGUCAGUCUUUUGGUCCGACAGCAUGACCGUCCUAAAAUACAUCGCAAACACCACCACUCGCUUUAAGACCUAUGUAGCCAAUAGAGUUUCCAUCAUAAGUUCACUGUCUAAUGUCGGUCAGUGGAGACAUGUUGGCUCUAAGAUGAAUCCUGCAGACGCAGCUUCGCGAGGCAUGAAAGUUGGAGCCUUCCUGAAGUCCUCAACCUGGAUCACUGGUCCUGACUUUCUCGGAAAAACCGAGCGUGAGUGGCCAGCAAGCGUGGACAAAGCAUAGCUGCAUCCGGACGCUGACCCAGAAGUGAGAGAGGAGGUCCUUUCCUUCGCCGCACAGGCGGAAGAAGUAUGUCCCACCACUAAACUGUUGCUGCACUUCUCUAGCUGGACAAGGCUCAAGAGAGCCGUGGCAUGGAUUAUGAAACUGAAAGAAAAGCUAAGGCUAAAGAUAAAAGAAAAUGCACAAUGUGGAGAUCAAACUCCUGUCAAACAGGUAAAGAAAACAAACUACUUACCACUCACAGUCGAUGACCUGCUCUUAGCAGAGGAGGCAAUAGUGCGCUUUGUGCAAAAGAAACAUUACUCCAGCGAAUUGGCUGCACUGAAAUCAGGUGGUGUAAAGAAAUCCAGUCAACUGUACAAACUUGACCCCAUUGCCAUUGAUGAUGUAUUGAGAGUUGGUGGUAGGCUGAGCAGGUCCGCUCUACCUGUGGAAACAAAACACCCUGCAAUACUACCAAAAGAAAGUCACGUCUCAAAGCUCAUUCUUCAACAUGUACACAAUAAAGUUGGUCACAGGGGAAGAAAUCAUAUGCUCUCAACCCUACGACGACAGUACUGGAUUCCUCAUGCAAAUGCAGCAGCCAGAAAGAUCAUCAGUGAGUGUGUGAUAUGCCUAAAGCAGCGCCAAAGACCAGGUGAGCAGAAAAUGUCUGACCUGCCUGUUGACAGAGUCACAGCUGAUGCCCCACCAUUCACACAUGUGGGCCUAGAUUAUUUUGGGCCAAUAGAAGUUAAGAAAGGCAGAAGCCUAGUUAAAAGAUAUGGAGCACUUUUUACUUGCCUAACCUGUCGCGCAGUACACCUGGAGGUGGCGCAUUCCCUCAAUACAGAUUCCUGUAUAAACGCCAUCAGGAGGUUUAUCUGCCGCAGAGGCCAAGUCAAAGAAAUCCGGACGGAUAAUGGAACCAACUUCGUCAGCACAAACCCCCUAGACGAUGAAGCCCUGCAGACAGUCUUCUGUGAAGCGGAGGCCAUACUGAACGACCGUCCAAUCACCACCUCCUCUGGCGAUCCCAAUGACAUCGAGGCCUUGACUCCAAACCACCUUCUUCAGCUGAAAGGUAAACCCAUCUUGCCACCAGGUUUAUUCAAGAAGGAUGACCUGUACGCUCGGAGACGCUGGAGGCAAGUGCAAUACAUCGCCGACCUCUUCUGGAAGAGGUGGACGACCGAGUACCUCCCUCAACUGCAAGAGCGGCAGAAGUGGAACAAAGUUCACAGAAACUUCACAGUUGGUGACAUCGUGCUCGUGGUGGAAGAGUCCGCACCCAGAGGUGCGUGGCCCAUUGGGCGCAUCACCGACACCAUGGCAGACUCCAAAGGGUGCGUUCGACGGGUCCGUGUCAAGACACAGACCAACAAGUUGGAAAAGCCCAUCACCAAGAUCUGCCUCCUGGUGGGGGUAGUUUAAGGGGCAACAGUGAAUGUUCGCCUCCAACGGAGUCAUGUUCUUGAACCUCUGACUCUACACAUCUACAGAUGCUCACUUACUGAUUUAGUACGUGAUGCAAUAGGCGUCACAACCUUUAUGCUGAAAACAUGCACACAGUCCAUAAGCACACAGAACACAUGCACACAGACCAUUGCAUACACUUGAAGCCUUUUUUUUCCCUUUCAAGAAGAAGAAUUUUUGUUGUUUACGGACCGAAAACCAUUUGUAAAUGCACUUGAGUAUGAACUUUAAUAACAAUGCAAAAAAACCACAAAAAAGAAAAAAAAAGGAAAGCAAAUAGCAUUGAAUUGUAUGUAAGCUUACAUUUUUCACCGUACUUGUAAUGGCCAUUCACUUGUAUAUAUUGUAUAUAGAUUUAUAAUUACUUGUUGUUCAAGAAUUAGGGGCCGGAAUGUAAUGGCCGUUUCUGUUUUUUGUUAAGCUCACUUCGACCCGUGAUUUGUAUACGCCUACCUAGGCACAGGCGCAGGUGAUUUUAGGUCACGCCCACCGCUCUAGCAUAGUUGGAAAGUAAUGUCGGGCGGCGUGGCAUGGUUUGGGCAAGAUAAAAAGAUUUUACCACACACCUAAUACAAGCAUUUUGGAUUAUGGAAAUAGAAAACAUUUGUUAGAACUUCAUGCAAAGAAGACCAUUGGAAUAAACAGAACUCUAUUUUGGAAA